Messenger RNA from Bursaphelenchus xylophilus (pine wood nematode), 1170 nucleotides. The record is from the annotation of a GenBank genome assembly. NCBI's taxonomy places the organism in Eukaryota, Metazoa, Nematoda, Chromadorea, Rhabditida, Aphelenchoididae.
AUGAACCAAUUAUUCUUACGGGUGCCCAAGCAAAGGACACACUUGUCUUUUGCCCGAUUAAAUUCUUCUUUGGAUCCUGAAAUAAAAGGAGAUGCAAAAGGAGACAAAGUGGGCACCGAGGUCUUGGAUAAGUCCCAGUAUCCUCCAACGCAGAUGACCAAUGCCAUGGCCAAAAGGGCUCGGUUUAUUGCAAUGUCAAAACCAAAAAGUAUAUUCAAAUAUCGACCAGUACAACCCAUUAACAUCAGUUUACCUAAUCCGAAAGGCGUUGAGUUCUAUGAGGAAGAUGUGCGGAUUGGAGACCUUCCAAAGGAAGCGAAACAAUACUAUGAUUACAAUGUUAAAGCAAGUGUUUCGUUACUUCAUUUACGUUUUUAGGCAUUAAAACAAGAAAUUAGCUAUCGUCUGCAAAUUGAACAUCCCGAUCUCGCCAACGAUACCUUUGGUACUCUUCACAACCAAGUUAACAUUGAUUACCAUUUCAAGAAUGAUGAUGUAACUGAAAUAAUCAGUAAUGAUAAUGACAUAGCAUUUUAGCAGAUGUCUCGAUGGCAAACUGGAUGUGAUUCGGAUUGGGGAGAAGGCUUUAGUACCGUAAAACUGGAGAGAACUGCGCAAGGAACGGCGAUGUUCACCGGGUAUCUUGAUACCACUGUUCUUAAGAAUGGGCGCAUUGAACGAGCAGGAUGGUGUACCAUGAAGAGUGUUGAUUCACGAGCACUGAAUCGAAAGAGCGUCAAGAAACAUUGGGAAUAUUAUAACCAACUGCUCAUCAAAUGCAGAGGCGAUGGCCGAUCUUAUAAAGUAAUCGUGUACACCCCCGGCUAUAUUGAUAUGAUGUGGGGGAACUGCUACUCCUAUCCACUACAUACACAUGGGGGACCUUAUUGGCAAUACUAUAGGAUUCCGUUCUCAAGAUUUUUCCAAACUGUUGGAGGCAGAAUCAUGGAUGUUCAGAGACCACUUCCCACCAACAUAGCCAGGUAAGAAUCUAUUUGGUACUGUUACUUCGUUCUUUCUAGUAACAUUGGAAUUGUUUUAAUGGACAGGAGAGAUGGGAAAUUCAAAUUAGAAGUCGAUUAUAUCGGCGUUUGUAAGGACGCAACACACAACGAGGAGUGUGCUUACGAAGGCUAUUCGAUUCCCGUUUACAACACAAACAGCAUUUAA